GGUCCCACCUAAAGCAGACGGAGCCGCUUCGCUUCGGGCCGCCGGAGAUGGAAGAAACCGAGCCCAGGGUGACUGUCUCGGCCACCCAGACCCUCUGAAACCCUCCGAGAAACACCCGCGGCGCGCACUCGACGCCAUGGCUCGUUGGUAGGCGGGUCGGGCUCGUGGGAAAGCGGAGAAAAAGCGGCAGAAGGAGCGGCAGCUUGUGGUUUUUUUGGAGACCGACAGCGCCUUAGUUGAGUUCAGGGACUCCCAAACCCGAGCGGACAGACGGACUCCGGUUCCAGCACAGGCCGAGGACUCUGAUACAGCACAGGCCGGGGACUCUGCCCUCUCUGCAUGUGAAUACAGAAAACUGGAUGAGUGUUUUGACUGCGAUGAUUUCCAGUGAGUGAGGAUUUCCCUCCUGGUCUUUAUUUAUUUAUUUUUUGUUAGUUUUUCAGUCCGGAACAGUUCUGCUGGUCGGCUCCAACACGUCCGGUCUGGGUCGGUCCAUGCUCAGACGGUUUUCCCCGGAGAGAGCUACAAAGCGGGACUGUAAUCUCACUUUUUCCGCUCUUGGACUACAGACUGGUGGAUUUCUACAGGACAAAUAAAAAGAUGUCAACGAAAACUCCUCUACCCACGGUCAGCGAGAAGGGGACGGAAAGUCACACGUCUCACAGUAAUGGACGCCAGGAGGUGGGCUCGCGCUCGGGACGCACCGGCGUCCGAACCCGCAGCUCGGAGGAGCCGCAGCAGCCCCACGUGGGAAACUACCGGCUGCUCAAGACCAUCGGCAAGGGCAACUUCGCCAAGGUCAAGCUGGCGCGGCACAUCCUCACCGGCCGAGAGGUGGCCAUUAAGAUAAUCGACAAGACGCAGCUGAACCCAAACAGCCUCCAGAAGCUCCUAAGAGAAGUUAGAAUAAUGAAGAUCUUGAAUCAUCCCAACAUAGUCAAACUUUUUGAAGUGAUCGAGACGGACAGGACGCUGUACCUGGUGAUGGAGUACGCCAGCGGAGGAGAGGUGUUCGACUACCUGGUUGCACACGGAAGAAUGAAGGAAAAAGAGGCCAGAGCUAAAUUUAGACAGAUCGUAUCGGCGGUGCAGUACUGCCACCAGAAGCACAUUGUUCACCGAGACCUCAAGGCCGAGAACCUGCUGCUCGACGCAGACAUGAACAUCAAGAUCGCCGACUUUGGCUUUAGCAACGAGUUCACUCUGGGGAACAAGCUGGACACGUUCUGCGGCUCGCCGCCGUACGCCGCGCCCGAGCUCUUCCAGGGGAAGAAGUACGACGGGCCCGAGGUGGACGUGUGGAGCCUGGGGGUCAUCCUCUACACGCUGGUCAGCGGCUCGCUGCCCUUCGACGGCCAGAACCUGAAGGAGCUGCGGGAGCGCGUGCUCCGGGGGAAGUACCGCAUCCCCUUCUACAUGUCCACGGACUGCGAGAACCUCCUCAAACGCUUCCUGGUGCUCAACCCGGCCAAGCGGGGGACUCUCGAGGUGAGGGAGGACGCAGAAAAUCAAAUCAUGAAGGAUCGCUGGAUCAACGCGGGAUUCGAGGAGGACGAGCUGAAGCCGUACACCGAGCCCGAGCUGGACAUCACGGACCAGAAGAGAAUAGAUGUGAUGGUGGGGAUGGGCUACAACCUGGAGAAGAUCCAGGACUCUCUGGCCAAGAUGAAGUACGACGAGAUCACGGCCACCUACCUGCUGCUGGGACGCAAGGCCUCCGAGCUGGAGCCCAGCGAGUCGGCCUCCAGCAGCAACCUGUCUCUGGCCAAACCUCGACCCAACAGUGAGCUGAACGGACAGUCGCCUUCCCACCUCAAAGUCCAGAGGAGCGUCUCCUCCAACCACAAGCAGAGGCGCUACAGCGAGCAGGUGGGCCAGAACGUGCCCCCGGGGAUGGCUCAUCCCAAGAGGAGCCAGACCACCACGGCGGAGAACAGCUCCAAGGAGGAGGCCGGCGUGCAGCUCCGCAAGCCCAGCACCCCCGGCGGCCGCCCCGCCCCGCCCUCCAGCCCCCUGCUGGGCAACGCCAACAACCCCAACAAGGCCGACAUCCCCGACCGCAGGAAAGGAACCACCACCUGCCCCAGCAAUAACUCGGCGUCGGCAGGGAUGACCCGCAGGAACACGUACGUCUGCAGCGACCGGAACAACACGGACCGGCUCUCCGUCAUUCCCAACGGGAAGGAGAACAGCAUGACCGAGAUGGCUUGUGCCACCAGCCCCGCCUCCUCCGCCUUCGCGGCCGCCGCGCUCGGCGCCUCGUCCAGCUCGGUGCGGCUGAGGUAUCAAACCGUUGGCCCUUUGUACGCUUGCCAGGCAGGCUGGGCCACGCUGCCCCACUCCUACUACGCUCUGGACUACUGCUCGCCCAACAGCGUGGCCGUGUCCCCCGGCGGCCAGAGGAACCCGGUGGCCUCCACCCACAGCAUCGCCAACGCCACCACGCCCGACCGCCUGCGCUUCCCCCGCGGCACGGCCAGCCGCAGCACCUUCCACGGCGGCCAGCUGAGGGACCGCCGCACGGCCACGUACAACGGGCCGCCGGCCUCGCCCACCCACUCGCACGACGCCACGCCGCUCUCGCAGACCCGCAGCCGCGGAACCAGCAACCUGUUCUCCAAGCUGACCUCCAAACUCACCCGCAGAAACAUGUCAUUCAGGUUUACCAAAAGAGUCUCAACCGAGUUUGAGAGAAACGGGAGACUUGAGGGCUCAAGUCGCCAUGUACCUGGGGAUCAAAAAGGGGAAAACAAAGACAGUAAGCCCCGCUCCCUCAGAUUCACUUGGAGUAUGAGGACCACCAGCUCCAUGGAGCCCUGCGACAUCAUGCGGGAGAUUCGCAAGGUGCUCGACGCCAACAACUGCGACUACGAGCAGCAGGAGAGCUUCCUCCUGCUGUGCGUGCACGGCGACGGGCGCGCCGAGAACCUGGUGCAGUGGGAGAUGGAGGUGUGCAAGCUGCCCCGCCUCUCGCUCAACGGCGUGCGCUUCAAGCGGAUAUCCGGAUCAUCCAUCGCUUUCAAAAACAUUGCUUCCAAAGUUGCCAACGACUUAAAGCUAUGAACAAAAUAGUUUAAAUAUAUAUAUAUAUAAAUACAUACAUAAAUAUAUAUAUAUUUAAGCUGUACAAUCAUCCAAGUAGCAGUUUCCAAAUGUCUCUUUUUUAAAACAAAACAAAAUCCAGAGUAUGUAUUGAAUAUUAUAAUGUAUAGAUUAAAGCUUCUGGCAAUAAUCACUGAAUUACCUACUAACGGCCACACGGGGGCGACAUAACCAGUUGAAUAUGAUUUUUUUUUUUUUUUCAUGCUGUGAAUGUGGACGAUGACGACAAACAAAACAUUUCUGGUCUUAUUUAUUUCAUCUUCUCCCCCCCCUCUCUCGUUCUCUCUCUCUCUCAUUCUCUCUCUCGCUCUCUCUCUCUCUCUCCUGGAAAAAGAAAAAGGAAAUUUACGUAGCGUUCAGUUUUCAGUGUAAAUAAUGUAUCUUACUUUCAACACGGCUUCACCGCAGUACUCAUUUUGUUUCAUUUUUUUUUUCUUUUUUUGUAUUUCGUUCAGAUGUAGAGAUGAAGCGGGGGUCUGUGUAAAUGCCACAUGGUUUGGGGGGGUCACUCAUGUCUCAAUUAAAGUGUCUGUCAACUGAA
Messenger RNA from Salarias fasciatus (jewelled blenny), 3643 nucleotides. RefSeq names its product MAP/microtubule affinity-regulating kinase 3a (gene mark3a). Lineage: Eukaryota; Metazoa; Chordata; Actinopteri; Blenniiformes; Blenniidae. Bases 601 to 3063 code for a protein of 820 amino acids. Gene Ontology annotation, cellular component: cytoplasm; plasma membrane. Gene Ontology annotation, molecular function: ATP binding; tau-protein kinase activity. Gene Ontology annotation, biological process: intracellular signal transduction; microtubule cytoskeleton organization; protein phosphorylation. The transcript has 19 exons. The record is from RefSeq and is a predicted model, not a curated record.